AUGGCUUCAGGCACAGCAUAUCGGUGCAUGCAACCAGACAAUGCCGUUUUGAAUUUCGACCCAGAUCCAUACCAGCGCAGGCCCCCAGUAGUACAGUACCGGGCUCCACCAAAAAGAACAUCAAGGAGGCAUGCACGAUCGGCACUUUCGAUUUGUCGACUCCCAGUUGAGAUUCUCCACGAGAUACUCCUCGAUCUCGACCUGAUCAGCAUCGGAACGCUUCGUGAAGUUGACACGAUCAUGAGGCGGGUCGCAGACUCCCUUCCCCCGUACUCCUUGCUGCGGUCCCUUGCCUCGGACACGAUCCAUGUCAUGGAGGCCGUCGAGUGCGUUUCAUAUUUCCCCGUCCGUCGACUCUUUGCCGAGUUCUGCCAUCCCUACUGCCGGACCUGUCGCGACUUCGGGCCCUUUCUUUACUUGCCGACGCUCACACGCUCCUGCUACAAAUGCAAUCUCCUCCGACCGGAGUACGAACUGGCGCCGCUGGCAGAGGUGUUCUUCCGCUUCGGACUCGAGGCGCAGGUCCUUGAAUCACUGUCGGCUAUCCGCAAAAUCAAUCCGCCCCGAUACUGGCUGGUUGACUUAGCUCAGGCAAAAGCCUUGGGGCGACGGAUCCAUGGGAAUUCCAGAGCAACGAAGCAAGUGCACAAAGCCCGUGUCAAGCUGCGCGAAAUUGACUACGAACGCCCGAUCUGGCAAUUUGAAAGGACGCAGAGUCGAGAUAUCCAGUGCAAACGGCCUUGGCGUCGAUUAAUUAACAAUUCACCCUCAACCGCCGUUGCAGUAGGCUCUUGGAGGUUGGAAGCAACGGCCGCAUUUCCGUACUGGGAUCGCAAAACACAGACACUCGAGCCAGGGGCCUACUGCAGGGCUUGCACCUAUCAGUGGGAGCAGGGAAAUAUUAAUGAUUGGAGACGCCUGGGCCCGGUUGGUGGCUCCUACCCCCUAAGCAAAGAGGCCGCGUAUCGAGCAUUUCUGGAGGCAGAUCUACCUGAGCAUUUCCUCCACUGCCCUGCAGUCAAGGCAAACUACAGCUUUCGUACCGGACGGAUGGGAUCUUAUGGGUGGGAUGGGCCGGAUUUUAUUGUUCACCCCAAGAAUGGUAAUUCUAUCUGAUGCGAUGGCAUUGUCCUUCGGGGCUUUGCGAGUCUCCAUCAGAGGUAGAAGCGACGUUGGCUGAUCUCUUCCAACUGCCACCGAAUUUUGUGAUCCGUUGGAUGAAGAACUUUCCAUUGUGUCUGCCAUCUAUCUCUGGAUAUAUUUUCCGAGCUUGGUUCAAUCACAAGCAUCUACAUGGUGGGGGAAGGGGGCGUUGAGACUGCCAGAUACUAGUAGCUUAUGAGCAAGAAAUGAAAUAAU
Molecule: messenger RNA, 1359 nt
Organism: Aspergillus heteromorphus CBS 117.55
Lineage: Eukaryota; Fungi; Ascomycota; Eurotiomycetes; Eurotiales; Aspergillaceae
Exons: 1
Coding region: 1-1116 (371 amino acids)
Molecular function (GO): protein binding
Source: RefSeq, a predicted model, not a curated record